Lobosporangium transversale is the source of this 615-nucleotide messenger RNA. RefSeq names its product ubiquitin-conjugating enzyme/RWD-like protein. Gene Ontology annotation, molecular function: ubiquitin conjugating enzyme activity. The record is from RefSeq and is a predicted model, not a curated record. Gene Ontology annotation, biological process: protein polyubiquitination; ubiquitin-dependent protein catabolic process. Gene Ontology annotation, cellular component: nucleus. The coding region runs from base 1 to 450 and encodes 149 amino acids. NCBI's taxonomy places the organism in Eukaryota, Fungi, Mortierellomycota, Mortierellomycetes, Mortierellales, Mortierellaceae. The transcript is spliced from 4 exons.
AUGGCUUUGAAACGCAUUAACAAGGAAUUAGCUGAUCUCGGAAGAGAUCCCCCCUCAUCCUGCUCUGCUGGUCCUAUUGGCGAUGAGAUGUUUCACUGGCAAGCGACCAUCAUGGGUCCUAGUGAUUCACCAUAUGCUGGAGGAGUUUUCUUCCUAGCAAUCCACUUCCCCACCGACUAUCCCUUCAAACCACCAAAGGUCAACUUCACAACCAGGAUUUACCACCCUAACAUCAAUAGCAAUGGAAGCAUUUGCUUGGAUAUUUUGAGGGAUCAGUGGUCCCCAGCUCUCACUAUCUCCAAGGUCCUGUUAUCCAUCUGCUCUAUGUUGACUGACCCCAAUCCUGAUGAUCCUCUUGUUCCCGAGAUUGCACACACCUACAAGACUGACCGUGCGCGCUAUGAGACGAACGCGCGAGAAUGGACCAGAAAAUACGCCAGUAAGUGCUGAAUGGAUCCUUGUAGGAUAUUAUGCGCUGCGCCAAUGAGCUUUUUUUUCUUAUCAUAGAUGCUAAUUUUUUUUUUUUAUUUUCAAUGUUUUGACAUUUUUCAUCAAUGCUUAGUGUAAGGCAUGUUUGAUAGUUUAAACAAUCUGCAGAUUUAAUAAAAAGAAGUG